AUGACAACUCCUCUUACAACUCGCACCGAGAUAAUGUCGAUCCUCGAAAAUCGUGGCUACCGGGCUACUGCCCCCAGAAGGGUCAUCAUCGAGCUUCUGGAAGGCAAGAAAGAGGGCUUCACUGCUGAAGAGAUCAGCAACGAACUGCCCGGCGUUGGUCGCGCUACCGUGUUCCGCACCGUCAAACUGCUGCUGAACGCGGGUGUCCUGUGCCGCCUCAACAUGAUGGACGGCGCCCCCAGGUACAGCAUCUCCAGCGUUGAGCACCACCACCACACCAUCUGCGUCAAGUGCGGCAACGUGGGCGAAUUCCGGGCCACCAAUAUCGAAAACCUGAUGCGGGCCCUCAGCGAGCAGAUUCCCGGAGAAAUUGUAGGCCACCGCUUCGAAUUCUACGUCAACUGCGAGACCUGCCUUGCCAACUAG
This is a messenger RNA of Geodia barretti, 426 nucleotides long. Lineage: Eukaryota; Metazoa; Porifera; Demospongiae; Tetractinellida; Geodiidae. The record is from the annotation of a GenBank genome assembly.